AUGGAAUCUGAAUCAGAAGUAAUCAAAGAAAAAAUCCACACUGAUCCUAUUUUAAACGAUCCGCGAUACAUAACCUUACUAAGUGUGGUUUUGUUACUCGUUACUUUAGUAUUCUGGUGGUGUUUCUCGAGGCGCCGUAGUCUUCGCAAUUCAGUGCUUCUAACCGGUCUGUCUGAUGCCGGCAAAACUCUUUUAUUUGUCCGUCUAGUUUAUUCACAAUACAGACAGACAUUCACAUCUAUGAAAGCAAACAUUGAGGAAUACAUUACCUCCAAUAAUACGCUUAGGAUUGUGGAUCUUCCUGGACAAGAGAGAUUGAGAAAUAAGUUUUUUGAUCAGUAUAAAAAUAGUGCAAAAGCUAUUGUUUAUGUUGUUGAUUCUGUGACCAUUCAGAAAGAAAUUAGGGAUGUUGCUGAAUACUUGUAUACAAUACUAGUGGACCCAGUCAUCCAGAGUAACUGCCCCCCUCUACUCAUCCUUUGCAACAAACAGGACCAACCAAUGGCUAAAGGAAGCCAAGUCAUAAGAAGCUUGCUUGAGAAAGAAAUAAAUUUAGUCCGUGUAACAAAAUCAAGCCAACUUCAAGCAACAGACUCGUCUCAAUCAAGCAAUACAUAUCUUGGAAAGCUUGGGAAGGAGUUUGAAUUUUCUCAUUUAAGCUGUUCUGUGGAAUUGCUCGAGUCUUCAGCAAGCACUGGUGAUGAUGACAAUCCCACUGAUAUCAAGGCUUUGCAAGAUUGGAUCUCAAAUCUAUAA
Molecule: messenger RNA, 756 nt
Organism: Leptosia nina
Lineage: Eukaryota; Metazoa; Arthropoda; Insecta; Lepidoptera; Pieridae
Source: the annotation of a GenBank genome assembly